Penicillium brevicompactum is the source of this 525-nucleotide messenger RNA. Its product is annotated as MARVEL domain-containing protein. The record is from RefSeq and is a predicted model, not a curated record. Lineage: Eukaryota; Fungi; Ascomycota; Eurotiomycetes; Eurotiales; Aspergillaceae. Gene Ontology annotation, biological process: protein localization to plasma membrane; eisosome assembly. Gene Ontology annotation, cellular component: plasma membrane; eisosome. Bases 1 to 525 code for a protein of 174 amino acids. The transcript is spliced from 3 exons.
AUGGGUUUGAAAGUCGUGCAGUUGGGCCUCCGUGCCUGGGAGUUCAUCUGGACUCUCCUCAUCAUGGCCCUGAUCGGUAACAUGAUCGCCGAAUCUUUCUCCGGCAACCCCUCGACAGUGAACUAUUCAAUGUUCUGCUCUGUCUUCUCGAUGCUCACGCUCUUCUACACGAUCCCGGCAUCUUUCAACAUCGACUGGGCCGGCCACCCGAUCAUCAUGAUCGUGCUCGACGCACUCAACACCAUCUUCUUCUUCUGCGCGGCUAUUGCCCUCGCCGCCAAGCUCGAGUGCCACUCGUGCAACAACCAGUCUUACCUCAAGAACAACGAAAUCACCAACGGCGCCAACAACAUGACAAAGCGCUGUCGUGAGGCCCAGGCCUCCGUUGCCUUCUUGUGGUUCGCCUGGGCAGGAUACAUGGCCUCGGUCAUUGUCUCGGUGUUCAUGUCCCGCGCCGCGACGGUGAACCUGCGCAGCCGCACUGGUAGCCGCCGCGGCCCUGCGCCCAGCAUGGCUCAGGUCUAA